CGAGACAAACGACAUGCCGUCAUAUGUUCGCCUGUGGAGAACUUCUCUGCCCACACAGCACAGCUCUCUGCCUCCGUCUCACCUCCUCCCACCUUUGGACCACCACCGGAGACCUCGCCGGAACGCUCGCCGACAGAGGAGCGCCAUGGACCGCAUGGUGGUUGAAGGGAUGCCCGAGACGGCCGUCGGAGGUGGAGGGAUGCUGAACCGGCGGAGGGGCAAAGCCAGGCGGAGAAAGCGAAAGGAGUUGUUCGCCAUCCAGAUGUGCUUUGCGGCUGUGCUGCUGGGGCUGGCCGUGGGGCUGCAGACGAUGGCGCAGAAAGCAGGAUAUCAUGUUUCCAGCUCCUUGGUUUUGGGAGAGGCCACGUGGGAGAGUCGUCACCUUCUACAAGAAGACAACAUCUCUAAUCUGUACUUAGAGCCUGAGAAAAACUGUACUGAACCAGCAAUCCAUGAGUUCCCCAGAGACUAUUUCACCAACCAGGAGCGCACUGAGGGAGCUGUGGGCCUUCAUGUUCUCUGUGCAGUCUACAUGUUUUACGCCCUGGCAUUGGUCUGUGAUGACUACUUUGUUCCCUCGCUAGAGAAGAUAUGUGAGCGUCUUCAACUGAGUGAGGACGUGGCGGGGGCCACCUUCAUGGCAGCUGGCAGUUCAGCCCCUGAACUCUUCACUUCUGUCAUUGGAGUGUUCAUCACUAAAGGUGACGUUGGUGUGGGUACCAUUGUGGGCUCUGCCGUCUUCAACAUUCUCUGCAUUAUUGGAGUGUGUGGUAUUUUUGCUUUGCAGACCAUCCGUCUGUCCCGCUGGCCUCUCCUCAGAGACUCAGUCUACUACACACUGUCUAUCUCUGCCCUUAUUGUGUUCAUAUAUGAUGAAAAGGUGGUUUGGUGGGAAGCUCUGACACUGAUUCUGAUGUAUUUCGUCUACAUUUUGAUCAUGAAGAUGAACUUCUACAUUGUUCGUUUUAUUGAGAGACAGAAGAAGAACGCAUCUGGUUUAAGUAAUGGAGCUGCUACUAACGCUGAACUCGAUGAUGGCUAUGAUGCUACUGCUGUCCUGCUGAAGAAAGCAAAUCACCACAGAAAGCCAUCUGUGCUGAUGGUGGAUGAGCUCCUCUCAGCAUACCCCCAUCAGCUGACCUUUUCUGAGGCUGGCAUGAGGAUCAUGAUCACCAGCCACUUUUCUCCAAGAACACGCCUCACCAUGGCCUCACGGAUGCUCAUCACAGAGAGACAGCGACUGAUCAACACCCAGACUCUGACCAACGGCGAAUCAGAUAUUCCCAUCAAAGCAGGGGGUAGGCGGAGCAUUGAGAAUGGGCUUUCCAGGGCUGCGAGGCGCCUCAGCAUUCGCCGUGAUGAUCGGGAGGCAGGCAACGAGGCUGAGAACGAGGACAACGAAAACAAUGAGAACGAUGAAGAAGAAGAGGAAGAUGAGGGAGAGGGACCCUUUGUACCCUUCCAGUGCCCGGCUGGUGUGUUCAACAAACUGAAGUGGCUGCUGGCCUGGCCCCUGUGCCUCGUGCUGUUCUUCACCAUCCCCAACUGUUCCAAACCUCGCUGGGAGAAUUUAUUUAUGCUAUCUUUUUUUUUCUCUACUCUUUGGAUCGCCUCCUUCUCUUACAUAAUGGUCUGGAUGGUAACUGUGAUUGGCUUUACACUCGGGAUUCCUGAUGUGAUCAUGGGCAUCACCUUCCUGGCAGCCGGCACCAGUGUUCCUGACUGCAUGGCCAGUCUGAUAGUGGCAAGGCAAGGUAUGGGGGACAUGGCUGUGUCCAACUCCAUUGGCAGUAAUGUGUUUGACAUCCUGGUGGGGCUUGGCCUCCCCUGGGCCCUGAAGACAUUGGCCAUUAACUACGGCUCUGCUAUUAAGCUGAACAGCAAAGGGCUCAUCUUCUCUGUGGGACUCCUGUUGGCAUCUGUGUUCCUCACAGUCCUGGGAGUCCACCUUAACCACUGGACGCUGGACAAACGUCUGGGAUUCACGUGUCUCUUCCUUUACUCCAUCUUCCUGUGCUUCUCAUGCCUCAUCGAGUACAACAUCUUCACUUUUGUCAACCUGCCGACGUGUCGGGAUGACUGAGAUGCACCAGCAUUGCCACAAACAAACACACAGACACACACACACACACACACACACACACAAAAGUUACAAUUACAGGUAGUCUAACUCAAAUCAGACUCACCUCUAAAUCUUUUUUGAAGAGGUCCCACUCUGCUCUUUUUUCGGGUGCUCAUAUUCCUGCUCUCAUGUUUACUUUCAAUCAGACCAGAGUGUGGGACCCUCUCCAGGAGAAGAGGAAGAUGACGGGUUAAUAAAAAGCCCUCACUGUGUUCAGCACACACACCUUUCUAUUACUGCAUGCUUCUCAUAUGAACAUGUUUUCUUUUGAAGCUCCUGUGUGUAGGUGUGAUGUUUCUUAGCUGCUAACUUUUCCUCACAGGUUUUGUGAGACCUUGAGGAGAAUAAUAUUGAUCAAAGCAAUGAUGUAACGAGGCGAACGGGGAUAGUCUAGCACUUUGUUGCACCAGAGUAGCAGAGGAGUUGUUUGGGUUGUGGAAGUCUCGUGGUAGAAAACCGGCCCAGUUAUGCACAUGUGCACAUUAUGAACAAUCAGAGUAACUUUGUUCAUCCUUCAUGUGAAUAUUGAUGUGUGUAGAGACAGUCUUCCUCCUCUGCUUUUAGAUGUAAAAUGACAGACAACCUGGGCAUUAACUCAUCACCUUUUUAUAAAGCAACGCACAGCUAUAACAUUUUGGUUUUCUAUCAGGGUUUUUUUCUCCUAUUUGUAUAUACCCCCCUGUAUAUACCCCCAGAUGAUUUAUUUAUUAUUUAUUCAUGCCAUGCACAUACGUCUCCUCUUGAGAUCACGGAAACAUACAGAAGAAUACCACUUAAACACAAAACAAGCACAAUGUCGUCUGAAGUUCGGUCUGGAGGUGGAAUUCUGCGUGUGGACAAUGAAAAAUAUAAAAGCCCAAUGUGGUCUGACCAGCGUGUUUGACAUUUAAAAAAAAAAAA
Molecule: messenger RNA, 3022 nt
Organism: Fundulus heteroclitus (mummichog)
Lineage: Eukaryota; Metazoa; Chordata; Actinopteri; Cyprinodontiformes; Fundulidae
Gene: slc24a3
Product: solute carrier family 24 member 3
Exons: 17
Coding region: 14-2083 (689 amino acids)
Biological process (GO): calcium ion transmembrane transport; intracellular calcium ion homeostasis
Cellular component (GO): membrane
Molecular function (GO): calcium, potassium:sodium antiporter activity; calcium channel activity
Source: RefSeq, a predicted model, not a curated record